Molecule: messenger RNA, 461 nt
Organism: Amoebophrya sp. A120
Lineage: Eukaryota; Dinophyceae; Syndiniales; Amoebophryaceae
Source: the annotation of a GenBank genome assembly
GUCUCCGGUAAAAAUAAAUCCAGGCGAAAUCAUUCUACUCCAAGAGGCUUUGGCCUUCUUAGAAAGAUUUGCCCGGCAGCUUCUAGUGCAACCGAUUGGAGUAAGAACGACGCCGGCGCAUGAUUCACCUCCACCAGCAUCCGCAACUCCAGACGUCUUCUACGAUGUCAGCACACUGCUCUGGAUGUUUGCUGAGCUGUACACGCAGUUCUUUUUCGCCACUGCCGAGCAGGAAGAUGUUGUUGCGCGGGCCGUUGGUAGAAGUACUUCUUCCAGCGCACCAUCUUCACAAACAAGUCACGCAGGAGCUGUGUCCUCAUCGACCCCAAUUCACACGAUCCUCACGACGCUUUGCGGCUACUUGCUCGAAUAUCGACCGGGGGACUUGGGGCCGCUGAGUAAUUUCUUUUCCCAUUUGAAAGAGCUUAAUCGGGAACAGGUGCUGCCGUCGGAGUUUGUGU